UCGCUGCUACUUUCUGCUUUCUACCAUCUGACCACCCUCCUCAAUGGACGGCAAACUACUCCUCCUUGUCUUUUGCUCAGUGGUGAGCUACCUCGGAAUGGCCACGUGCACGAAAGAGGGAGAGCUCGAGUCAAUCUAUCUGGCAGAUCGUGAGGUCAGUCUCCCUGCAAGAGCUCAAAUUGCAGCGGAUGGGGGCAGGUACACUGCAAAGAAGCAGGGCAGUGAUCGCACGCUGAGCUCGCUGGUGAACUCCAUAAUCCAUGUCCCAGAAAAAACUGGAAGAAACCCUUCCUUUGUAUUCCAGCCCCAAAGGUUUGGGCGUGAAGCUCAAAGAACCUCCGACUAUGGCACUGAGGCUCGGAUACACUCCCGGGGAUGGGAUAUCAUUCCACCACAGUUCUGGAGCAUGACAGUGCCGCAGCGUUUUGGAAAGAAGAAAUAA
Messenger RNA from Pristis pectinata (smalltooth sawfish), 442 nucleotides. It is a transcript of the gene npffl, whose product is annotated as neuropeptide FF-amide peptide precursor like. The record is from RefSeq and is a predicted model, not a curated record. Lineage: Eukaryota; Metazoa; Chordata; Chondrichthyes; Rhinopristiformes; Pristidae. Bases 44 to 442 code for a protein of 132 amino acids. Gene Ontology annotation, molecular function: neuropeptide hormone activity. The transcript has 3 exons.